Fimicolochytrium jonesii is the source of this 1455-nucleotide messenger RNA. RefSeq lists its product as uncharacterized. Bases 1 to 1455 code for a protein of 484 amino acids. The transcript is spliced from 10 exons. Lineage: Eukaryota; Fungi; Chytridiomycota; Chytridiomycetes; Spizellomycetales; Powellomycetaceae. The record is from RefSeq and is a predicted model, not a curated record. Gene Ontology annotation, molecular function: actin binding.
AUGAGCAACCUAGACAUCUCCGACCCGCAGAUCGCGACCGCCCUUACCGACUUGCGUGCGGAUGAUGGCAAGCUUGAUUGGAUCAUCUUGGGCCUAGCCCCAAAACUCCCCAGCACGCCGCUCGACCACGAAACCGUCAUCCUCCUCGCAUCGGGGCAGGACGGGCUCCCCGAGUUCCAGCGCCAACUGGGUACCGCUAGCGUUAGCUAUGGGUUUGUCAAGCAUGAGAACCAUGUUUUCUUUGUUGAGGUUGUGCCGGAUAAGUUGGACCAUACGGCUCGAGCGUCGGCUCACAAGCACGGCCGCCAGAUCUCGUCGACGCUGAAAUCCUUCGACACAGAGCUCUCCAUCUCCCACCCCUCCGAGCUCUCCGACCUCGCCUCCACCCCCGUGGCCCCCACGCACGCCAACAACAGCACGCCGUACGUCACCCCCACCCAGUCCAGCAUCCCGCCCUCGCCCACGUCCCCCAGCCUCGCGUCCGCCUCCUCCGACGCCUCGCUCCUGCACCCGCCGUCGCACGCGGCGCGGUUGAACAAGAUGUCGAAUUCCGCUAAUUCGCUGUUGAGUACGGCGGGCGACGCGGAUCAGGGGGCCGUGGAGGAGAUGGCGAGACGGGUGAAGGAGAAUCUGGGGAUUAGGGAGCGGUGGAAUCAGGAGGUUGCGAAGGCGGUUCGGGUUGUCGAGGAGAGGAGGGCGAAGGAGCAACAGUACCAGCGUGAACGCUCUCUCAAAAAGGAAAGCCAAAAGGAAGCGUUCCGAGUCGAAUUCGAGCGAUUGGAGGAGUCCCACGCCGACGAACCCACCCUCGCCCUCUACGCCGACCUGAUGCCCUCCACCAGCCCGUACUGGAACCGCCGGUACCUCGAGAUCCACAACGAAAAGCUCUCCAUCUUCCCGGAACUCUCCUCCCCGCAAUCCCGUUACCCCUCCGCCCGUGCCAACCCCAAAAGCAUCGCAACCAUCUCUCUGCGCAACUCCACGACUCGGGACGCGACGGCGACCGAUGAGUGCGCGUUGCCGAAUACGUUGAUUGUGAAGGACGGGACGAGCGGGGUGGAGCAGUGGGUGCAUGUGCAGAGCGUGAGCGAGUUUUUGAGGCUGGCGGCGGCUGUGGAGAGGUUUGCGACGCCGGUGAAGGCGAGGGUCCAGUUUAGUUGCGUAGACCCCUUCGGGCUUUUGAAUGCAUGCUUGUUUGGGAAGUACGAACGGAAGCUCGCAAUGAAGCACAAGGGCUUUUUGCAAUCGCUCGAAGCACGCGAUGCCCACGAUUCCUCAUCCCACCCUCAAAUCGGAAAAUCCAGCGACAUCUUCGCAAGCAACGAAGGCGGUAUGUUCUCCAGACUGGGCGGUGACGGCAAGCUCGGCAUGAUGAUAUCGGCAUACGAUUUGGCGGGGAGAGGGUUGGGCUGGCUUUCCAAGGUGGGGGAAAUGAGCUCCGGGCCCUCACUGUAG